Messenger RNA from Alnus glutinosa, 2053 nucleotides. RefSeq lists its product as uncharacterized. Lineage: Eukaryota; Viridiplantae; Streptophyta; Magnoliopsida; Fagales; Betulaceae. Gene Ontology annotation, molecular function: RNA binding. The transcript has 6 exons. The record is from RefSeq and is a predicted model, not a curated record. Bases 547 to 1365 code for a protein of 272 amino acids.
AUAAUCUCUUUCUCUUUCUCUCUCUCUGGGGGUAAUAUUAAUUGCGUAUAUAAAUGUUUUCUCUGGAGGUUUUCUUUUUCUCUCUCUUUUCUCAUUCCCUUCCUUUCCACCCUCAACAGUAAUGAUUUUCUCGUUACGGGUAUAUCGUUGUUGAGGAAUCUGAGGAGUUGUUGUUGUGGCUGUGUGGAAAAAAAAAGUGGCAGUUAUAGCCUCUAAAAGAACAUGACGUUUCAAGAAAGAAGAAGAACAACAAGAAGAAGCAGUAUCCCAAGUGCACGAGUGUUUGUGAUUUCAUUGAUGUGAUCUCCAGAAAACAAAUUGCCUCUUUCUGGCCUUAUUUACCAAAAUCUUCUUCCUUUUUUAUUUUAACUCUCUCUCUCUCUCUCUCUCUCCCUCUCUCUCUCUCUCUCUAUAUAUAUAUAUAUAUUUGGGUUGUGGGGAUUAUUUGGUUUUGUUCUGGGUUUUCCUUGUUAUUCUUUUAUCUUGCUUUUAUUUAGGGGGGUUUGCCACUUUUGCUUCGCUUCUUUUCUGUGUGUGAUAUUUCCCAUGUCUCAACAAAGGCAAUUUCAGAUGGUGGGUGGUAACAAUCCGGGGCAGUACAAUGACACAACUUUAACCAAAAUCUUUGUUGGAGGGUUGGCUUGGGAGACUCAAAGGGAUACAAUGAGAAGAUAUUUUGAGCAGUUUGGAGACAUCCUGGAGGCUGUUGUUAUCACAGAUAAAAACACUGGGAGAUCCAAGGGCUACGGUUUUGUUACAUUUAAGGAUCCAGAGGCAGCCAAGAGAGCAUGCCAAAACCCAUCUCCCGUGAUUGAUGGAAGGAGAGCAAACUGCAAUCUUGCAUCUCUUGGUGCACAGAAGACUCGUCCACCAACCCCUCAACAUGGUUCAGGACGGUUUAGACCAGCAACUGGAUUGGUUGCUCCACCUGCUUAUCAUGGCGCAUAUUACCAUCAACCAACUGGCCAAUACACAUUUCCUUAUUCAGCAUAUGGGUACACUGGCUAUUCCCAGGAUGCAAUGUAUCCCACGAACUAUUACAGUGUUUAUGGGGGUCAACAAUCGUCUCCUUACUACGCCACCACCGGGGCGGCAGGGCCGCCAGGGAUGUUCCACAAUAUGUACCCAUUCUAUGCACAAUAUGCUCAAACUAGCCAGCCUCAUGGCUUUGGAGUUCAAUAUCCCGGCCAGGUGGUGCAGUACCCAUAUUUGCCUCAGCCUUAUGGCUCCACUGGAAUACUUUCUCUUCCCUCUUCAAUGCCAGUGCAAACUUCAAGCGCAGGUGCAACAGCAACAGCAGGGGUGACUGGAGCAGGUGCUUCACAAGCCUCCGGAGCAGCUUCUGAACAGAAUUCAUCAACUUAAAUGUCUUCUUACAAGCCUAACAACAUGGAUAAAAGCGUCACAAGCAGAAAGAGAUCAGAAAAAGUGAAUAAGAAAAGAAGAAUAUUAUUAAGUUACUUAUUCAAAAGGAUGCCCGAAGGAAAAGGAAUCCAAGAAUCCUGCAGCAUGAGAUGAUUCAUUCAUGGAACAGGCAUAUAGGGACAUGUUAAAGCUUGUUCCACUAACAACAGUCAUUGCUUUCUUUCUCAAUUCAUGCCCAGUUGCGUCAUGUGUUCAUCAUCAUCAUCAUCAUCAUCAUCACCAUCAUACGCGUUUGGGUUUAGGACAGUAGAUAAUUAGGAGAAGAAUUCCAUAUUCAUUUUAUGUAUUGGCAAAAGGUAGAAACUGAAAAAUGGCUUUGGAUUCUACCUUAUAAGAUACUAAUUAGAUGGCAAUGUCUCGGAAGCAGAGAGCAUCCGAUGACAUCAAACUUUUUUGUUUAUAUUGGCAGCAAAUGGGUUCAAAAGAUUUAUUUCAUAUCUUUGAACCCCGAUUUGUUGGUCAAAGAUGAAAAGGCGAGCUGGGGAUAGCUCAGCCAUUUAACCUGUAAUUUUUUUUCUUCUUUUUUAAUUUCAUGAUUGGUACUUUUUAAGAUAGGAUUAGUUGGGACAAGAAGAUUUCUCUUGUUUCUUUUUCUUACAGACAAAUCAUCUUUCGCUUUCAGUCGCCA